Messenger RNA from Paramecium sonneborni, 991 nucleotides. The record is from the annotation of a GenBank genome assembly. NCBI's taxonomy places the organism in Eukaryota, Ciliophora, Oligohymenophorea, Peniculida, Parameciidae.
AUGGAUCCAAUAAAUUCAAAAUUUUAGAGAAAAUCUAAAAAAUUGCUAGCCAAUUUAACAGAUUAAUCUUUAUUGGAGAAACUAAAUUAUCAAUAAAUAAGUUUUACAACAAUAGCGACAGAUUUAAAUAAAAUUGUAAAGAAAAAUAAGAAAAAUAUUUUAGAGAAUCUAUUAACAAUAACUGAGAGUAAUAGAGAAGUUAAAAAAAUAUUAGGCUAAAAAUAUGUAUAAGAUAAGAAAUCUUUUAAUAUUUUAACUUUUGAUUUUGAUUUCACAUUUUAUGAUAUCAAAAUUUUGGAUUAUUUUAAGAAGUAUUAUUCGUUGGAUCUAGUGAUAAAUGAAAUAUAUUCAAUUAUGAUAGAGGCAUAAGUUUGGUAUAAGUAUAAGUAAUUUGAUACAAAUAUUAAUUCAAUUUUAAAUUAUUUUAAUGAUUUAACAGUUGAAAAUAAUGAUGAUUCGUUAAAAUACGAAAUAACUGUAUUAUUAAUUGGAAAUGCUAAAGUAGGAAAAAGUACUUUGCUAAAUAUAUUGCUUGAUCCAAAUAAUUUAACCAUUACAAAGAAAAACAAUUUUUUUAUUUGAAGUUAAAAAAUAAAAAGAUAAUUUAAAAAUAUAUCACUUUUCCAAUAGUUCUACUGAAAAGAGUCAUGAACUUGAAAUUAUUUAUGAAAUUGAGAAUGAAAAUAUGAAGGAAAAAGUUAAGUUUAUAUUUGUAGAUAAUCCAGGUUUCACAGACAUAGGUUUAAUUAAAUAUAUAAUUUAUACAUCUGAGAAUAUAUCCUUAUUUAAUUAAAUCAACCUCUUCUAAUAAUUAAAAAAAUAUCGUUGGAUUAUUUUAAUGCUUUUAAUUGAUGGAGAACUUGCUUAUAAAACAGAUAAUUUAAAAACUUUAAUAAAUCACAUUGAUUUAUUAAUAGGAGAUUUCCUAUAAAAUUCAAAUAUAGAUCAAGUAAUUCUUCCAGUUUUACAAAACUAAAAUAAAAUACAAUGA